Oncorhynchus kisutch (coho salmon) is the source of this 2044-nucleotide messenger RNA. RefSeq names its product SET-binding protein-like. The annotation marks the transcript as partial. NCBI's taxonomy places the organism in Eukaryota, Metazoa, Chordata, Actinopteri, Salmoniformes, Salmonidae. Gene Ontology annotation, biological process: regulation of DNA-templated transcription. The record is from RefSeq and is a predicted model, not a curated record. Gene Ontology annotation, cellular component: nucleoplasm. The transcript is spliced from 3 exons. Gene Ontology annotation, molecular function: histone H3K4 methyltransferase activity.
UUCUCCUCUAUCAGAGCGCGAGCUGCAUCUAUAGUCCUGUCUCUCUGAGAUCAUUAUCAGUCACGGCAACGGGUCGCAACACACACCGAUCUAGAGCGAGCGAAUAGAACACCCCCUAAUUUCGACCCACCGCCAACCGGGGAGGGGAAACGAUCGAAAACACCAGUCUUCCGCUCAACAACACGUCUACCAUUUUUACGCAUGUAACCACGAUCUCUCCAGUGACGUUACCGUUGGAUGUGGGUUUGGAGGCUACUCGGAUACAAUCUGCUAGUUUAUUUUCACUGCAGUAAAACGUUUUGCUCCGAUCCUCCCCCCGAGUCACGGAUUUGAGAGGGAAGCAGCACUAUGCUGCUGGCCGACUGACCAGCCACUGAUACGGCGAGGGGAUCUCUGCAGUGGACCUGUGAAUGUGCGUAGUUUACCCGCAUGCAAUGUUUAGCCUAUUAGCAUCACGCGCUAUAUUUCACAGAAAACGGAAAUCUUCUAUUUUUGUGAACAUGUUCAUUUGAUUAUUAGAUCGGCUAUAAUUUUUUUUUUUUGGGGGGGGGGCUGUUUUCAGCGCACUGUUGUGUUGACGCCAUUUUCCUCGGGUUUUUCUAUAAAAAUAUUAUUGCACCAUUUGACAGCUAUCCAGGACGCUGUCAGUGCAUACGGCAGGUUCUGUACAUGUGACUAUGGAUUUUAAAUGAUCUUGAUAACAUAUUUACACGACAGACUCGUGUGUUCGAAAACAUUGGACAUGGUUUGGCCUUGUUGGAUUACAUGUGUUCCUGUGGGAGAACCAAUCCAGAAGCAGUAGCUAACGUUCCUAAGGCAACCCACUCUGACGGAGAGCCACUCUCUGCAAACCUAUUGGCUAGCUGCCGCCGCUCUCAGACUGGUUCUGGCGGGAGUGUGGAUGGAGUCGAGGGAUCUGGUUAGCUCAGCCCGACCUAAGGAGGCGGAAUUAGGAGGUGGAAGGGCUGAGCCUGAAGAGAAAGAACCGGAAAGGGCGGGUCUGGGGCCUGCGUCGCGGUGUGAUGAGGUCAUUGGUGAUGUGAUGGGUGAGCGCUGGGGGUCCCAUGGAGAAGGGGAGGGGCUAGAGGAGCAGGAGUUCUCCAUUAAAGAAGCCAGCUUCCAGGAGGGGAGUCUGAAGCUGAAGAUCCAAACCACCAAACGCACCAAGAAGCCCCCCAAGAGUCUGGAGAACUACAUCUGUCCCCCGGAGAUACGGAUGACCAUCAGGCCCCCCUCAGGGGAGGGCCGAGGGGGCCGGCUAGGGGGCCGUGCAGCGCAGGACAAGGGACCCCCUAGGAAGAGGACCUAUGAGAGACCCUUCAGAGCAGCAGAACCUAAAGAGGGGGGGCUACUGCAACUACUUGGGGAUGUCACCCCCCCGAAACACCAGUCCAAGCCCUCUAUCCUACACACCACACCACUGCCCCCACACACACUCACACACCAACCCCAACAGCAACACACACAGCCACCACAACUCACUCACCAACAUACACACAGUCCAGCCUGGGCCACGCCUCCCUCUGCAUCCCCAGCCAAUCCAGUGCAUACUGAGCCCAGCAGAGAACCAGCGGGAGCCAAUAGGAGCCCUCUCUCUGAUCUGGCCCCUUCCUUCCUCAAACCUCCAAUGAAGAGAGUCCCAGAAAGCCACUCCUCUCGCUCUUUCAGCCCCUCUCCCCAGCGACCCCUGAGCCCUGAUCCCGUGUUGCCCGUAGUAACGGACGCCAGCAUUCUGAACCUGACCUCUCUCUCCAGAGGACGGGGCUUACAGGAGGUCAGUGAGCAGCUGUUUGGAAACAUCAAGAGGAAGUACGGCAGGAAGGACCCCCAGAGGACUCUGGGUAAUACCCACAAUGCUGAGUUGCCAUGGGGGAGGAUGGCAGAGAAAGAUGCAGAGAGUCUGAUAGUUCUGGAUGAAAGACAGAAGUACAGGAGGGAGGAGACCCCUGAGCUGGAGAGAGAAGAGAGGGAGAGCAUCGGGAGGACAAGAAAGGAGGAGGAGAGGGAGAGCAUCGGGAGGACAAGAAAGGAGGAGGAGAGGGAG